Sphenostylis stenocarpa is the source of this 795-nucleotide messenger RNA. The record is from the annotation of a GenBank genome assembly. NCBI's taxonomy places the organism in Eukaryota, Viridiplantae, Streptophyta, Magnoliopsida, Fabales, Fabaceae.
AUGAGAACUCCAGGAUUCAGUGGUGCAGACCUAGCAAACCUCAUGAAUGAAGCUGCCAUUCUUGCUGGUCGAAGGGGCAAAGAUAAGAUCACAAUCAAAGAAAUUGAUGACUCCAUAGAUCGCAUUGUGGCAGGCAUGGAAGGAACCAAGAUGACUGAUGGCAGGAGCAAAAUUCUUGUAGCUUACCAUGAAAUUGGACAUGCUGUUUGUGCGACACUGACCCCAGGGCAUGAUCCAGUACAGAAAGUCACUCUAGUUCCCAGAGGCCAAGCCCGGGGUUUAACAUGGUUCAUACCAGGUGAAGAUCCUUCUCUCGUCUCUAAGAACCAACUUUUUGCUAGAAUAAUCGGAGGCUUAGGGGGAAGAGCAGCAGAGGAAGUCAUAUUUGGUGAAACUGAGAUAACCACUGGAGCUGCUGGGGACUUGCAACAAAUUACACAAAUAGCAAGACAGAUGGUAACAGUGUUUGGCAUGUCAGAGAUAGGACCAUGGGCAUUGAUUGAUCCUGCAGUGCAAAGUAGUGAUGUGGUGCUUAGGAUGAUGGCUAGGAACUCAAUGUCAGAGAAACUAGCUGAAGACAUUGAUAACUCAGUGAGGCAGAUAAUAGAGGCAGCUUAUGAAAUUGCAAAAAAUCACAUUAGGAAUAACCGUGAUGCAAUUGACAAAUUAGUGGAUGUGCUACUCGAGAAGGAGACCCUUACUGGAGAUGAAUUCAGAGCCAUAUUGUCAGAAUUCACGGAUAUUUCUUCAAUUAAGAUAGAUAGAACCUCUGUGUGGGAAAUGAUCGAAGCAUGA